GUCGCAACAGAGUCCCAGCGUUUAAGCGCGCAUCUCCGGCGCAGAAUUGACAGGCGUUCAGGAGCAGGCGGCCUCAGUCCCAUGAUUCCAUGUAGCAGUGUUAUAUUUUCCCCUACAGUUUUUCCUCUACAUCUAGUUUAGGCGGUUGUUUUAUUUUCUUUCCCGUUAACUUCUUCCAAUAUGUCUCUUUUGGUUGGUGUUUGCUUCUGUCAUGUUGUGUUGUGUUUAUUCUGCCUGGGUUCCUGCUUGACCCCUCAUCUCUUGUUCCUCUUCCCCUCUAUCUUCCCCUCCCAAUUCCCCCGGCACUAUUCCAUCCCGGGUAAAAGAUCUUCAUACAGGCACUAUCACGCAGGGCGGCCCUACUUAUCACCUCAAUCAGCCAAAGUUGCUGGUUUGUUUUUGUUAUUACUGGCCAGGUGCUGUGUUGUUGGCAGCGCGUGCCGCUGACAACUCUUCCUCUUUUCCUUUCUUAUGCACAUUCUUUCCUUCCAACUAUGUCUAUAUGAUGAUAUGUUAUGCUUUGCUACUUGUUAUGUUAUCAUGCUAGUUUACUUUAGCUUUCAAUGUGAUGGAUUAUGCAUUCAACGUUGGUUUUGUUGCGAUGGCAACUACCUCAUGCAUGUGUUGGGAUCAAGUUUCGCAAAGGGAAAAGUGAGUAGACAAAAACGAUGAGAAAUUUUUCAGUUCUUAGCAAUGGGAUUAUGUCCACCGUUAAUUAGUUUUGUAGUAAUUUGGUCAUUAGAGUAACAUACUCCUUUUAAGUAACAUCAGUCUCCC
Aspergillus piperis CBS 112811 is the source of this 777-nucleotide messenger RNA. RefSeq lists its product as uncharacterized. Lineage: Eukaryota; Fungi; Ascomycota; Eurotiomycetes; Eurotiales; Aspergillaceae. The record is from RefSeq and is a predicted model, not a curated record. Bases 181 to 447 code for a protein of 88 amino acids. The transcript has a single exon.